This is a messenger RNA of Phialemonium atrogriseum, 1002 nucleotides long. RefSeq lists its product as uncharacterized. Lineage: Eukaryota; Fungi; Ascomycota; Sordariomycetes; Cephalothecales; Cephalothecaceae. The transcript is spliced from 2 exons. The record is from RefSeq and is a predicted model, not a curated record. The coding region runs from base 169 to 783 and encodes 204 amino acids.
CAUCUCAUAAGUUGUGUCUCUCUUCUCCCCUUUACCUAAUAAUUCCUGCCAGUCCUCGUCUCGUCGCAACCCCACACUCGUUCACAGCUAUAUUCUUCCUGUUCAGACUCUCGUUGAACUCGUAACCUUAUUAAUAACACCCUAAUUCAACCUAUCAUCACCCCCAAGAUGCGUUUCGCCCCGAUCUUCCUCGCCGGCUUCGCCGCGCUCGCCGCCGCUCAGUCUGCCACUGACGCCUCCGCGCCGACUUCCGUCAGCUCUAGCGGCAACGCUCAGUCCUCGGAGCAGGCUGCGAUCAACAAGUGCCUGGAAGCCUGCGCCGAUGGCGACGUGAACUGCAAGGCCAAGUGCAUUGCUGUCCCCAACCCCUCCGACUCCCAGGUCAACGCCACCAACGAAUGCGUUGCCGGCUGCGACCAGGGCGACGGCUCUGCUGCCGACUCCGAGAAGUAUGCCAAGUGCGUCAACGACUGCAUUAGCAAGUACUUCUACACGCCCAACAGCGGCACCCCUUCGUCUGGCUCCGGCUCCGGCUCCGGCUCCGGUUCGGGCUCUGGCUCUGGCUCUGGCUCCGGCUCUGGCUCUGGUUCGGGCUCUGACUCUGGCUCUGGUUCGGGAUCCGGCAGCGGUGCUGAUGCCACUGGUACUGGAGGAAGCUCCGCCUCCAGCACGGCCACUGGCACUGCGGCUGCGAAGACUUCAUCCGUGGCUGCAGGCAACGCCGUGGUCGGCGGUUCGGCCGUUGGUUUGUUGGGCUUCUUGGCUGCGUUCCUUGCCCUUUGAGUCAUACAAUUCUAUUGUGAUACCUCAUGGUGGGGGAUGGAAGGUUGGAACGACGGUAUGACGGAUGGCAGAAGGUCAGGCGGGAUUGGUUCAUAAUGGCUGGAGUGAUCAGGGACAAUCGGGAGAUACCUUGGAUAUUUAGGUAAUCAAUUGAAAUGGGCGCGCUGGCGAUCCGUGUACAACGUCAAAUCUACUCUGCGCAUGUUUUCAACCCUCUAC